Messenger RNA from Pelodiscus sinensis (Chinese soft-shelled turtle), 1107 nucleotides. NCBI's taxonomy places the organism in Eukaryota, Metazoa, Chordata, Testudines, Trionychidae. The record is from RefSeq and is a predicted model, not a curated record.
UUCUUUUGUCAAGUGCUUGCUGAGUUGGAAUAGCUUCUCUGCAUGCUCGGUUUGCUUAACACCGACUUAUGGCCUUUCCUUUUAGUUUCCAGGAAGGGUUUAGCAUGAGAUUGUCAUGGUGUAAUGUUGCACGCCUUUGUUGUGGCUUGUAAAAUUCAAGGCAUAGACUGGAUAUUUCACAAGGCCUUAUCUACACACCAAGAUGCGUCAGUUCAUUCCAAGGUGGCUGCUGUGGCUCCGAUCUCAAGCAGUAUGUGUUCGGAGGCUGGGCCUGGGCUUGGUGGUGCAUUUCUGACACACAAAGGAUUUCCCUAGAGAUAAUGACGUUACAGCCCAGGUGUGAGGACGUAGAGACGGCGGAGGGGGUAGCUUUAACUGUCACAGGUGUGGCACAGGUGAAGAUCAUGACGGAGAGGGAGCUGCUGGCCGUGGCCUGCGAGCAGUUCUUGGGGAAGAACGUGCAGGACGUGAAGAACGUGGUCCUUCAGACGCUGGAGGGGCACCUGCGAUCCAUCCUAGGCACCCUCACCGUGGAGCAGAUCUACCAGGACAGGGACCAGUUUGCCAAGCUGGUGCGGGAGGUGGCAGCUCCGGAUGUGGGCCGCAUGGGCAUCGAGAUCCUGAGCUUUACGAUCAAGGAUGUGUACGACAAGGUGGAGUACCUGAGCUCUCUGGGCAAGACGCAGACCGCCGUGGUCCAGCGAGACGCCGACAUCGGCGUGGCAGAGGCUGAGCGAGACGCCGGCAUUCGGGAGGCGGAGUGCAAGCGGGAAAUGCUGGACGUCAAGUUCAUGUCGGACACCAAAACGGCCGACUCCAAACGGGCCUUCGAGAUGCAGAAAGCUGCCUUCAGCCAGGAGAUCAACAUCAAGACGGCCGAGGCCCAGCUGGCCUACGAGCUGCAGGGCGCGCGGGAGCAGCAGAAGAUCCGCCAGGAGGAGAUGGAGAUCGAGGUGGUGCAGCGCAAGAAGCAGAUCGACGUGGAGGAGAAGGAGAUCAUCCGCAUGGACAAGGAGCUGAUCGCCACCGUCAAGCGGCCGGCCGAGGCCGAGGCGCACCGCAUGCAGCAGAUCGCCGAGGGCGAGAAGUGAGUGGCCCCCGGCCCAG